AUGAAAAAAACCUUUUCUUACAACUUUCUACCAACCAAGGCUGAAGAGGAAGCAGCAGUUGCUUGCAACAAGCCACAUCAAGUUACUCGAACCCUAGUGGAAAUAACAGAUAUAUACCUAGCCCAAUCCCUAUGCACGGACCCCAAGAAUCCAUGGAAGAUCAGGAAGUGUAUUACAAGCAAAGAAAUUUUGACUGGAAAAAUUUUAAUAUCGCAUGAAGACAUGUUUGAGCAUGUUUUUAGGUAUUGGACACUGGAAAUGGCUAAACAUGUCAUCUUGGGGAAUACAAGUAUGGUCAUCUUGAUUGACUAUAGUGGAAAACGUUUUAAGACUGGGGAUGCAUACGUGAAGAAUGGACCGAUUAGAGACACUUAUGUAGUUGGUUUUAUGGAUGUGAUUCGAAUGCAGGGGCUGAAUCCAGGAGAUGAAAUUGGGAUUUUCUGGGAUAGGAGAGGUGGAACUUUUGGAUUCAAGCUUUUGGGACGAGGAGAUUCUGUCAAUUAA
This is a messenger RNA of Dovyalis caffra, 504 nucleotides long. Lineage: Eukaryota; Viridiplantae; Streptophyta; Magnoliopsida; Malpighiales; Salicaceae. The record is from the annotation of a GenBank genome assembly.